Molecule: messenger RNA, 3803 nt
Organism: Leopardus geoffroyi (Geoffroy's cat)
Lineage: Eukaryota; Metazoa; Chordata; Mammalia; Carnivora; Felidae
Gene: SPTSSB
Product: serine palmitoyltransferase small subunit B
Exons: 3
Coding region: 2233-2463 (76 amino acids)
Biological process (GO): endoplasmic reticulum organization; ceramide biosynthetic process
Cellular component (GO): serine palmitoyltransferase complex
Molecular function (GO): serine C-palmitoyltransferase activity
Source: RefSeq, a predicted model, not a curated record
UCACAUGGUGGGGGGGGGGGGGUGAGUCAAGAUCUAGGAAGAAAACUAGAUAAUGAAUAAUGAGACCUAAAAACUAGUGUAAAUAGUAUUGGCUGUACUAUACAACAGGCUUGGUGACCCUGGACAAGUCACUUUUCAGGUUUUCUCUUUCCUCAUUACCCCAGUGGUGGAGUCUUACUUGCUCUGCCCAAAUUACGAGGUUUGUCAGGAGAAGCAGGGAGGUUAGGAAUGCGCACAACACACAGUGAUGAUGAAAUAAAAAAUACUAGCAACGGGUGCAAAUAUUUACAUGCCGUACAGGAGAAGGACAAGGUAACCUGUAAAAACGGCCAAUACAGGCUCCAAAGUGCUCAGUUCCUCCUAGUGGUUUCCUUCCCCAGGUCCCAACCGCCUCCAGCUUCCUUUGGGGACACACUCCCUCCUGCGUGGAGAAAAUCCCGCCCGAUAACGUUAAGUCUCCCUCUUCGCGGCACCCGCAGCUUGGAACCUGCUGGAAGUGUGUUGUGAGAUGAGCAGAAACCUGCCAGCAGCUGAAAUUCGCGCUCCAGCACAACCAGCCCGGGCCGAGCAUGUGCAGUGCCUCCUCAAGCCCUGGGGGCUGACUGGCAGCUGUUGCCCAAAUGUUCAUCAGUCAAAGGAGGCUCUGGGCCCCGGACGCCCCUGGGUCUUGGGCAGAUCGUCUCAGAUGCGGAGUUAGCAGGGCUGGGAGCCUCCAGGGCCUCGGCGCUCUCGGCAAAGCAGCCGCCACGUUAAAUCUAAGCACCUUGCUCUCGGUAGAGAAGGGAUCGAUGGUGUUCUGGAUGCUGGCUCCCAGGGAAGAUGCAUUUCGCCGGUCCCGCGCCUCCUCGGGAAGAUAAUUGAGAGCGGAACGCGAGCGCUGGGCACGCGGGCCGCGGAUCCGCGGGAGCCCGCGCCGCGCGUGUCUGCACCGGCGAGCCGCCUCCCAAGCCCUCUUUCCCCAGUUUGCUUUCCUGCCGCAGUCCGGGCCCACAUUAAUUCUCUUCACUUGUGAGUGAGCACACACAAGUUCCCCGGGCACGAUCCUUCCAUCUGUUUCCCCGGGGGAGUCCAGUUUUUCAACGAUUAACCUCCCAGCCAAGGGGCGGAGGGAAGGUGGCGGGAUGGAGGGAGUGGGGCGGGGAGAGGCGUUUUGCACGUUCAAAGGCACCAAAAUUAGCUGCCGACGCUAAAUGGGUUUACUUUCCUCGGUUUUUGACACACAAAUGCAGUGGGAUGCCCGCUCGGCCGACUGCCGCCCCGGCCCCGAGCCCUGGGCUCACUCCUCAGCCUGCUGCCGAGUUUCGCUCCGCAGUCCUGCGCGGCAUCCGCCGAGCUUCGCCCCCUUGCCCAGGUCUGCAGAUGGAUGGAUGCUGGGCAGGCUUCCUUCCCCUGGUCGGGUUAACGCCGGCUUAGGCUAAAGCCCCAAAGCUCCCACGUUGGGCCUCCUGUUUAUCAGCCCGCCCCCACCACCACUACCAAAGGACGUGCCCCUUUGGUAGUGUCGGGGCUCCCAGCCCAAGCGAGGGGGAGGACACCUCCCUAUCCCCUCCUCCCCAUCCGCGCGGCGGCUCGGGGUUUUACUGCAGCAGCCGGAGGUGACAGCGACGCCUUAGCCUCCUCCGUUGCUCUCAGAGCCCCGGCUUCCCCUGCAUCCGGAAAGCGCCCCCUCCAGAGAGGCUGGUCCCCGGAGAAGUGCUAACGAGCUGCAGAAAACCAAAUUUAAAAAUGUAGAAGUCGCUGGGCUGCAUUCCUCCGAGGACGAGCCUGAUCGCCCAGGACUGAGAGUGGCAGCGUGUGGGAAGUUGGGACCGUAGAGCAAGGGGGGAGGGGAGUGGUGCAGCCGGCAUUCUCUUCUGGAAGGAAUCGCUGGGAGCAGUGCUGUUGGACACAAGUUUGCGUGGGAGUGUUUUCCUUUUGUCAAUAAUUAAUCACCGGAAUCAGUCUGGCAGAAUUGGAGUUUUAGCAAUAGUGCAGAGGGCGGGGCCGAACACCUAACUCCAGGACGCUCCGAGCCACCGGCGCAGUGGGAAGCUGGCAGCAGCUGGGGAGGAGCCAAAGCCUGGGUGCUCACCUAAGCCGCAGGGAGAUACACCCAACCGGGAGAUGAAGAAACAGCAACCCACAGAAGAGAAGUAACCCACACAGGAUCAUUCCAUAGAGGCACAAGGGCAAGAACCCAAUCUGGACCCUCCCUGGCAGGACAGACUUUCUGCAGCUUGAAAGGAGCCGACCAUGGAUUUCAGACGUGUGAAGGACUAUUUCUCCUGGCUCUACUAUCAGUACCAAAUCAUUAGCUGCUGUGCUGUCUUGGAACCCUGGGAGCGAUCCAUGUUCAAUACGAUCUUACUAACCAUUUUUGCUAUGGUGGUAUACACCGCCUAUGUUUUUAUCCCAAUCCAUAUUCGUCUGGCUUGGGAAUUUUUCUCCAAAAUGUGUGGCUAUCACAGUACAAUUUCUAAUUGAUCUUAGUUGCAUUCUGUGAAUCGGCAUUGCCUCUGUAAAUGUUGCUUACAACUUACCAACUUACAUGAAUACUGUGUCUUCUUCCACUCUCUGAUCUGAAAAGCUCCCUUCUCUAUGCACUCUUGUAUCUUGCCUGAAAUGUGAGAUAGAUGUCUCUUUAGGUUCUUUUGUACAUUCUGCAUUGUGCAUCGGACCAUGGAUAACACAAAGACCUUACCUCACAUACCAGCUGUAUUCUCUCAACUUAAAUCUACAACUUCAGAUUUUUUUUUUUAAUCAGAAAUUUCAUAUAAAAUUUUUCUGGGAAGUUGGCUCCUAAGAGACCUACCAGAAUCAUAUUUAAAAUGCUCCCUUGAUACUUGUUCUGUACUAAAGGGUCUAUUUUUAAAAAUCUGUUCAUAAGCUCCUGUCAAAAGUAUCCUAUCCUUGUUUACAACAUAUGAAAAGAUAUGAAUAAAUUAUAUGGGCCCCCUAAAGUCUUAUUUUCUAGUAAACUGCUGAUACCUAAAAUUCUUUUACUUCAAGUGCAAAAGAAUAGGCUGGAGGCAAUUAUCUCUUUUCAGACACGGUUCAUGAAUUAUUUCAAAUGCCUUCUAAAAGUCUGGAUUUAUAACAGGUUAAAAUCAACAAUGUUGAUUUUAGAUAACCCAGUAAGUAUUAUGACACAAAAAUGUUAAGUGUAAGGAACAAAACAUAAUCAAAGUAAAUUUAGAUAUUGUGACUUGCGAUGCUGCCUGGCCUUGCGUGAUGCUGGGGAGCCAGGGGGAGAAGGGGGAGGGAAAAGAAACUGCUUUCUUUCUGUGAUUUCACUCAGUGGAGGGUUGGGGGGAAGCACGUAUUGGGCUACAGGAAGAAACGCUAAUAAAUAGACUGGAAGUAAUAUUCUACCAGCAGGAACUCGACAGCUCCAGUUAAAUGCUUUGAUAUAGUGACUCCUUUGCAGAGCAAAAACAAGAUUUAUUCAAUUUCCUUCAAAGUGUUUAUCUCAAAAACAAAUACAAGUUUUUAAGUAUACUGCUGAAUCAGAUGUGAAUGCCAAAGACCAAACCUUAUAGUUUGUCUUUCCUUCCAAUAACCAGUAAGGUUAGGAAUUCUGGAGGGUAAAAAUGGAAAUAGUUUUUGGACAAUAUUUGCACCUAUGUUUGUAUUAUGGGGGGGAAAAAAAAAGAAAACAUUCCCAGGAAGCCCAGAGAGAAAGAUGUUUGGCAUGCCAAAUUAACAUGCAUGUUUGUUAAAAAACAAAAACGUGUUUUGAAGAUAAACCAGAUCUGAACAUGUACUGUUGAUUUUUGCAAAAUAAAAUUAGGUUUAAUUUUGUAAAUAAAAUAUUCACCUCCAGA